Molecule: messenger RNA, 3064 nt
Organism: Blastomyces gilchristii SLH14081
Lineage: Eukaryota; Fungi; Ascomycota; Eurotiomycetes; Onygenales; Ajellomycetaceae
Product: ubiquitin fusion degradation protein
Exons: 1
Coding region: 132-2558 (808 amino acids)
Cellular component (GO): VCP-NPL4-UFD1 AAA ATPase complex
Molecular function (GO): polyubiquitin modification-dependent protein binding
Source: RefSeq, a predicted model, not a curated record
UAUCAGACAGCUUGCCUUCGACAGCUGGGGAGAUAAACAGGUUGUGUGGGAUGAGGAGAGAGAAAACGAUGGCGUAAACUUCGUCCAAUCCUCUUACACCCAGAAUUUAUAUACUACAUGUUUUGUGUAUCAUGGCCACCGAACCGGAUACCCUAAAAUGGUCCGCCCAGUUUGCUGUUACCACUCCUACUCGAACAAAGAAGUUACCAGGAGAUAAGAUUCUUCUUCCUCCCUCCGCACUCGAACAGCUACUAGCCGCUGCUCCAAUUACCUCCAUAGAAUCUGCCCAUACUCAUUCGUUGACACCCCAGUUCGAUCCUUUCAAUCCACACACUUUUGCCGCUGAACGGCGAGCUAGAGAGUUGGUCGCAGACAGACAGCAGCAGCUUCCACAACCUUUGACCUUUCGCAUAGUUAACCCUUCGAACGGCCGGAUUGUUCAUGCCGGUAUACGCGAGUUUUCUGCCCAGGAGAAUGAAGUUGGGUUGAGUGCCUUCCUUCGUCAGAGCCUUGGUCUCGACGAUGGCGAUUUUCCCUCUGCGGGGAAAAGGGUCAUAUCAGCGGAGGAGUCGCCAUCUGAUGUGGAUAUGCUAGAACCUGGGGAUGGAAAUAUUUCGAACAUACCAGAAGGUCCGAUUGUCACUAUACAUGCGAGACAGCUGCCAAAGGGGACAUAUGUUCGCCUGCGCCCCCUUGAGGCGGGGUACGAUCCCGAAGAUUGGAAAGCGCUGCUGGAACGACACCUACGCGAGAACUUUACAACUUUGACGCUUGGGGAACUCCUACUAAUUCCCGGAGGCCGGAAUGAAACGUUCAGGUUUCUAGUUGAUAAAGUGGAGCCCCAAGGGGACGGUAUUUGCAUUGUGGACACUGACCUUGAAGUGGAUAUCGAGGCGCUAAAUGAGGAACAGGCACGAGAGACCUUGAAGAGGCGUUUAGAAAAAGCUUCUCGGGCUCCAGGAACAAAGGAAGGGAGUUCUACAGGUGGGAAGCUCUCGCAAGGGCAAGAGGUUAGUGGCCAGGUGUUACCAGGACAGUACGUCGACUACGAACUUCACGAUUGGGACCACGAACGUCCUUUGGAUGUGGAGAUUGAUGUGGCAGAUGAUGCAGACGUGGAUCUUUUCAUAAGUCCCUUUUCGUCGAGGCAAAGAAACAGACCCAGGGACAAUGAACAUGUUUUUGGAGAUUUUUCAAAUUUCUCCCCUAAGUGUAUUUGUCUUCAGUCCACUAAUGUCGAGCUUCAAGAUGCGGAGACGGUUUACAUAUCUGUGCAUGCAUAUUCAGAGGACACCUCAAAAAGCAAUGACGCUGCCUCAAAAACCGCAACUCCGCUGAAAUAUAGACUCCGCACAGCAAGCAUUUCCGCAGGAGAGUUAUCCGUGCCCCCGGAGAAAGGUGACCACGAUCUAGACGAUACCCAAUGCAAAAAUUGCCGCCAGUGGAUUCCGAAGCGAACCCUUUUCCUACAUGAAAAUUUCUGUCUCCGUAAUAACAUCCUCUGUUCUAAAUGCGAAAAUGUCUUCCAAAAGCGGUCCCCUGAAUGGGAAAACCACUGGCAUUGUCCGCAUGACGACUCCUACGGCAACGACCAAUCCAGCCAACUAAAGCACAACAAAGUCUUCCACACACCUCACCCCUGCCCCAGCUGCCCCUUCACAGCUACCAGCCUCCCAACCCUUGCCCACCAUCGCACUACCACCUGCCCCGCCAAACCCAUCCUCUGUCAAUUCUGUCACCUCAUCGUGCCCCAAAUGGGCGAAGGAGACCCGGACAUGCACGAUCCCGAAGUACUACUCUCUGGUCUAACCCCACACGAGCUCGCCGACGGCGGGCGCACGACAGAGUGCCAUCUUUGCAACAAAAUAACCCGACUCAAGGACAUGAAAACCCACCUGCGCCAUCAUGAUCUGGACCGCCUCUCACGGCCGGCGCCGCGGGUGUGCAGGAACCAAAACUGCGGCCGGACCCUACAAGGCAAUGCCACCAGUAGUACGAUGUCCAGCCAUAAUACCAAUAACAAUGACACACUUGGCCUCUGCACGGGGUGCUUUGGCCCACUAUACGCAGACGUGUAUGACCCUGAAGGGAAAGCGCUACGUCGCCGGAUCGAGCGGCGAUAUCUGACGCAGAUGCUGAAAGGGUGUGGGAAAGGGUGGUGCCUGAACCCAUAUUGCAAGACUGGGCGGGCCAAUGCUGCUACAUCCUCUGAUAGCAGUGGUGAAGUAGCACCAGCCCUAACGAGCAAGGAAAUAUCGGCGAUGAUUAAACCGCUGAUAGAUGCAAUUAACAUUGGUCCAGCGGCAAUAACAACGAUGGAUGCGAACGCGCCGCCGUUCUAUUUCUGCACGGAUGAGAAAAGCCAGCAGCGGCGGAAGUUGGCGGAGCUGUUAGCUGCCGAAACUGGAGCUGAGACAGAACUUGGGACUAGCGAAAAGGGGUAUGAUGUCGUCUGGUGCAUUGCGGCCGUUGAGGCGGGCGUGGGGGACUUGGGGAAGGCGAGGGCGUGGUUGAAGAACUGGGCGCCGGGGAAGGGGGAGAGGGUUGCAAUUCGUUGAGAUGGGAUGAGAUGUCCUAUGUACAUAGUCAGGACAUAUAGAUGUGGAGACGAUGCUGGUGCUGCGCGUUUCUCGCUGGCAUUAUUUAUGGAUUGUCGUGAGACUGGCUCCUCAAACGGGGCAGAGUAGAUGAGCCUUUCCUGAUUACGUUUUCUAGGUAAAGCUUUUAUAAAAACGGAUGCAAUUCUGCUUCAGCCCUAUCUUGUCUCUUUCUCAUUCAUUGCACUAAGUUUUGGGACUAUGGGUUGAUCUCGAUAUAGAUAGUAUAGCUGAUAUCUAGCUCAGAAUCUCAUUGCAUUGACAUUUAAUCGAACAAUACUUGCAUUAUUAUCGUUAUGUCUCCUUCUCCUCCUCCCUUCCAUUCCAUAACUACCUUCUUGUAUAUAUCAUGCUUCCUUUGCCAUUCCAUUCCCAUAUACUAAACAGUUCAUCAUAAAGCCCCUGUGAGCGACAAAAAAAGAUAUACUAUUUUACUUCCCUUUUUAGUAAGAAAAUUCACAUUUCAC